AUGUUAACUUAUCCAUUUGAUUUUCAUUAUACAUCAGCUAUUGUUUGUCGAGUUGCAGCGAGUUUAUCAGAUGCGGCUAUAUCUCAACGAGACAUAAGAGAAGUUAUUAACGUCGAAAAAGCCAGAAGACAACAUCAAGAAUACAUCGUCACUCUAAGAAAACUUGGUUUAGAUGUUAUUGAAUUACAAGCCGAUGAAUCAUUACCUGAAGGAGUAUUUGUUGAAGAUACAGCAGUAAUAUGUAAUGGAAUCGCACUGAUAUGUCGACCCGCAGUGUCUGGGCGACUGAAAGAAGUUGGUAUUAUUCGGACAAUACUUAGACGAGAAGGUCUUAGUACAAUUGAUAUAAACGAUCCAUUAGCGACUAUUGAUGGAGGAGAUGUACUUUUUACGGGCCGUGAAUUUUUUGUUGGUUUAACAAAAGCUACAAACAUGGCCGGCGCUAAAGCAGUAGCAUCUGCAUUUCCUGAGUAUCCCGUAACUUUACUUAGAAUAAAGAAAGGUGCCCAUUUAAAAAAUUAUGUUUCAAUGGUUGCUAUGGAUACCAUGGCAAUUGGUAAAUCUGAUAUUGCGAAAGAUCUUCUACGUCAAAUGGAAGAAAAUAGCGAAUAUAAAUCCUAUAAAAUUAUAACACUCCGUGAUGAUCCAGCAGCGAAUUGUUUAUGGAUUAAUGGAACUGUUUUGCAUUUACCAAUGGAUCAUCGAUACGGUGAAAGUAUUCGAAUUUUAACUAGUCGACUUGGUUCAACCAUAUCUCAUGGUGAACUAACGAAUAGUGAAUUUGCCAAAGUUGAUUGUGUUCUGUCGAGUCGAUGUAUUCUAUUUAAUCGACCAAAAGAAAUUAACAAUGUCGAUCGAUAA
Molecule: messenger RNA, 861 nt
Organism: Rotaria socialis
Lineage: Eukaryota; Metazoa; Rotifera; Eurotatoria; Philodinida; Philodinidae
Source: the annotation of a GenBank genome assembly